Molecule: messenger RNA, 1705 nt
Organism: Paraglomus occultum
Lineage: Eukaryota; Fungi; Glomeromycota; Glomeromycetes; Paraglomerales; Paraglomeraceae
Source: the annotation of a GenBank genome assembly
GUUGAGACAUUGGAAGACUAUGAAAGAACAUGAGAUUCCCCUAGAAUUAGAGAUUGGUUAUAUACCACCAUCAUCAGCAGGCCAAUAUCCUGGGCUUUACUUAUUUUCAACUCCAGCUAGGAUGAUGAGACCUGUUAAAUUCUUGCCUAAUGGCAAGAUAGAUAUGAUUGGUUCAUUCGAACAGGUAUACAUGAACAUAGCAUGUCAGAACGAUACAAUAAUUCCGGGAUUGACUACGCAUCAGGAAAUAUCACCACACAAUAUGCUGAGUAUACUCGCCAAUCUGACUCCGUUCUCAGACCAUAACCAGAGUCCAAGGAAUAUGUAUCAGUGCCAAAUGGCGAAACAAACAAUGGGAACGCCCUCUUCCGUCUAUGUGCACAGAACAGAUAAUAAGUUGUACAGAUUGCAAACAGGUCAAGCACCCGUAGUUAGACCAAAGCUUCAUGACGAGCUAGGCCUUGAUGCAUGGUUAAAUGGAACCAACGCAAUAGUUGCUGUGCUCUCAUAUACAGGCUACGACAUGGAGGAUGCAAUGAUAAUAAACCAACAAUCACAUCAAAGGGGUUUCGCUUACGGGAAUAUCUAUAAAAGCGUGGUAGUCGACUUGAAUGAAUCCAGGAAACGUACAGAAGCCUUGAGUAAACGUUUCAUGUUAGGUUCCGAUGUACCUGACUCUGUACGCAAAUUUCUCGAUAAAGACGGCCUUCCUUUCAUCGGAACCCGUCUCGAGGAAGGAAACCCUUUUUACGCAUACUACAAUGAAACGACCGGAUCUACAACAAUAAAAAAAUAUAAAGAUACGGAAAUAGCAUACGUUGAUGAGGUACGCCUGAUAGGGGAUGAUAGGGGAGAGUACGAUCCGCAAAAAAUACACAUAAAAUUACGAGUACCGCGGCCUCCAGUUAUAGGCGACAAGUUUUCUUCCCGACAUGGGCAAAAAGGUGUAUUAUCUCAAUUGUGGCCACAAUGGGAUAUGCCAUUUACAGAAAGUGGGAUGCAACCAGACAUUAUCAUCAAUCCGCACGCGUUCCCUUCUCGUAUGACAAUUGGGAUGUUUAUAGAAAGUUUAGCUGGUAAAGCAGGAGCACUGCAUGGAAUAGCUCAAGACUGUGCACCAUUCAAAUUUGCCGAAAACACAUCGGCCAUGAAUGAUUCCGAUGAAAAUCCUCCGGCAAUGGAUUAUUUCGGUGAACAACUCCGUCGUGCUGGAUUCAACUAUCAUGGAAACGAGCCAAUGUAUAGUGGAAUCACCGGAGAAGAAUUUCGGGCCGACAUAUAUAUUGGAGUUGUGUAUUAUCAACGGUUGAGACAUAUGGUAUCUGAUAAAUGGCAGGUACGGGCUACUGGACCGGUGCAUAACUUGACGAUGCAGCCAGUGAAAGGAAGAAAGCGAGCAGGGGGGAUAAGGUUUGGAGAGAUGGAAAGAGAUGCUUUGCUUGCACAUGGAGUGAGUUAUUGCCUUCAGGACCGGUUGUUGAAUUGCUCGGAUUAUGCGAAGUGCCUAAUAUGCAAGAAGUGCGGGUCCAUUUUUUCUGUGUUAGUUAGACGAGGAAUGCUGACUCAAACGGAGAGGAAGAUGGAUUGCAGAACUUGCAAGUCUUCACAGCAUUUGAGUCUUAUUAAAAUACCUUAUGCGUUCAAAUACUUGGCUACUGAACUUAUGAGCAUGGGUGUUAAGAUCAAAAUAGAAACAUCACCAUAG